AUGAACCUGGACAACCCCGGAAAUCAGCCCCAAAGGGCUCGCCCAACUCGGUUAUCGUCCACGAUCAUCAAAUUCCUCUGGGCGGGUCUGGUUCUAUUACUUGCCCUGCUUAUUAGUUUCAUCUACUCCUCUCGUCAAAGUCCCCUCUCUCCAGAUACGGACAGCUCAUCUGGGAGUGACAGCACUGCAUCUCCCACCCACAACUGCUUGCUCCCUAUUACCCGCUAUGACAUCUAUACCGGCCAAGUAGCAUGCUACCCAUCCUCGGGUGGCAUCUGGAUGGCCGAGCUAGGCCCGCUGGAGCUACAACACUUGAACAUCAACCGGUUCGAAUCCACCGAGCGAUCCUGGAACCAAGCAGACGAGGAUAAGUUCUGCGAUCAACUGCGGCCGUUCGGCGGAUCCUGGUAUACGCAGUCUGCAGACGACCUCUGGGUCGGAGGCGAAUGCCAUGAACUGCACGAGUUUGAGCCCGCCUUGUCGAUCCAUCGCCAGAUCGCAUUUCCGGAAAACGGCGGCGUAUGGGUUCUAGCGAUCGAGGGAGAUGCACUGUUUCCGCCUGGGAUGGCGACAGUCCGGAAUGCGCUCACUAUGGAAGAGCGUUGCAAGGCCCUCGAGAAACUGGGCGCUGUCUUUUGUGCGGAUUUGACGAAAUGUUCAGCCCUCCAGGAUCUAUCGCAGCAGCCAUCCCAACUGGUACGAAAGAAGAAGUUGGACGAUGCUCCAACUUGUGGUGGGGCCCUUUGA
Molecule: messenger RNA, 747 nt
Organism: Penicillium alfredii
Lineage: Eukaryota; Fungi; Ascomycota; Eurotiomycetes; Eurotiales; Aspergillaceae
Exons: 1
Coding region: 1-747 (248 amino acids)
Source: RefSeq, a predicted model, not a curated record